Messenger RNA from Notothenia coriiceps (black rockcod), 1074 nucleotides. RefSeq names its product follistatin-related protein 4-like. Gene Ontology annotation, biological process: homophilic cell-cell adhesion; synapse organization. Gene Ontology annotation, molecular function: axon guidance receptor activity. The transcript is spliced from 10 exons. Gene Ontology annotation, cellular component: neuronal cell body; plasma membrane; axon. The record is from RefSeq and is a predicted model, not a curated record. The coding region runs from base 1 to 1074 and encodes 357 amino acids. Lineage: Eukaryota; Metazoa; Chordata; Actinopteri; Perciformes; Nototheniidae.
AUGCUGACAAAGGUUGUCCAACUGAACCUGGCGGAGGACCAGUGGAUCAGUGUCUCUACGGUAACAGUGGGCCUUAGUGCGGUCCUUACGUGUGCCAUCCAAGGGACGCUGCGUCCACCAAUCAUCUGGAAGAGGAACGGCAUCAUCCUGAACUUCUUGGACCUGGAGGAUAUCAACGACUUUGGGGACGAUGGCUCCCUGUACAUCACCAAGGUGACAACCAUCCACAUGGGGAACUACAGUUGCCAUGCCUACGGCUAUGAAGACCUCUAUCAGACUCAUGUGCUGCAGGUGAAUGUCCCUCCAGUGAUCCUGGUCUACCCGGAGACGCAGGCCCAGGAGCCCGGCGUAUCUGCCAGCCUCCAUUGCCACGCCGACGGCAUCCCGAAUCCCAAGCUCCUCUGGCUGAAGAACGGCAUGGACCUGCUGCCCAGAUCCUCCACACAGCUCGCUCUCAUAGCCAAUGGUAGUGAGCUCUUCAUUGGCAGCGUCCGGUACGAGGACACUGGAGCCUACACAUGCAUCGCCAAGAAUGAGGUUGGCGUGGACGAGGAUAUCUCCUCUCUGUUUGUUGAAGACUCGGCCAAGAAGACCCUUGCAAACAUUCUGUGGAGAGAAGAAGGGUUGAGCGUGGGAAACAUGUUCUAUGUGUUUUCUGAUGAGGGUAUCACUGUUCUUCAGCCCAGUGAAUGUGAGAUACGCAAACACAUGCAGCGGGCAGAGAGGAUUGUUGCUACAUAUGAGGAGAUGUGCCCUAAGGGUGAGGGGGUGUCACCUCAGCACUGUGUGUGGUCCUCAGCAGUCAACGUCAGGGAUAAGUACAUCUACGUGACCCAGCCCCUCCUGAGCCGACUGCUGGUGGUCGAUGUUCAGACGCAGAAGGUUGUGCAGAGACACCGCCGGAGAAGGAGCACUGAGAGCAGCAUGGAGGAGAACAAAAAGACCCCUGGAGCUCAGUGGUUCCUAUCAAUGUCUAUCACACCAAGCGGGUCAGCUGAGCAGCCCCUCACAGGAGGGUUCGAGGAGAGGGACUUAAAUAUUCAUGUGACACUGAAGGUAGAUCCAAACAAAUAA